AUGUGUUCGUAUUCAACUACCGCUGUCUUUGAUACUGGAAAGUACACAACUGAGAUUAUAAGGGUCGAAACUGAAUCAUAUACACAGCAAAAUGUUCCACCACCAAAACCUCUGUUGAUUGCCACUCCUCUUGAAGCUGGAGAAUUCUCACUUCUGAUGUUCCUACAUGGCUAUCUUCUUUACAACUCAUUCUAUUCUCAGCUAAUAGAAUGCGUUGCUUCUCAUGGCUUCAUUGUCAUUGCGCCGCAGUUGUACACAGCGGCAGGACCUGAUACAAGUGAUGAGAUUCAUUCUGUAGCUGCAAUAACAAAUUGGCUAUCUCAAGGACUCUGCAACUUUCUUCCACCAAAUGUAGUAGCGAACUUGAACAAGCUAGCACUUUCUGGCCAUAGUCGUGGAGGCAAAACAGCAUUUGCUCUUGCUCUAAGGAAACUAAACAUCACCACUGAUAUAAAGUUUUCAGCUCUGAUAGGAGUGGAUCCAGUUGAUGGAAUGGAUAAAGGAAAGCAAACUCCACCACCAGUUCUCACCUAUGAUCCUCACUCAUUUGAUUUUGAUAUGGCAGUGAUGGUCAUAGGGUCAGGUCUAGGUGAGGUGAAAAGGAAUCCUUUGUUCCCCCCUUGUGCACCUAAGGGUGUCAACCAUGAGAACUUCUUCAACGAGUGUAAGAAACCUGCAUGGUAUUUUGUGGCCAAGGAUUAUGGCCACUCUGACAUGCUAGAUGAUGAUACCAAAGGAAUUAGGGGGAAGGCUACAUAUUGUCUUUGCAAAAAUGGAGAGUCAAGGAAACCUAUGAGGAGGUUUGUUGGAGGCCUCAUUGUUGCAUUCUUGAAAGCAUAUUUGCAUGAUGAUUAUGGGGACUUAUUGGCUAUUAGAGACAAGCAUGUGAGUCUACCAUUGGAUUUCAAAUUUGAUUCGUAUGUGUGA
Sphenostylis stenocarpa is the source of this 927-nucleotide messenger RNA. NCBI's taxonomy places the organism in Eukaryota, Viridiplantae, Streptophyta, Magnoliopsida, Fabales, Fabaceae. The record is from the annotation of a GenBank genome assembly.